Molecule: messenger RNA, 346 nt
Organism: Schizosaccharomyces cryophilus OY26
Lineage: Eukaryota; Fungi; Ascomycota; Schizosaccharomycetes; Schizosaccharomycetales; Schizosaccharomycetaceae
Exons: 2
Coding region: 116-346 (76 amino acids)
Source: RefSeq, a predicted model, not a curated record
CAAAACUUUUGUUUUUUGUUUUUUAUUUUGGGAACUUAGCGUUUUGUUUUGCACAUCCUUUCUCGUAUGUCAAAAAGAUUCGGCCGUUACGUUGGGUUAGAGACAAAGAAGGAAAAUGGAUGCCACCGAAGUAAUUCUUCGUAAAACCAGAAAGACAAAUACAAAAAAAAAGAAUUUCAAAAAAGUUUAUCCUAUUAACUGUUCUAAUGUUUAUAUGACAGUCGGAAGAAACAACGAGACUAAAAGAACUAAAAAAAAAAACACGCAUGGUUAUGGUAGUCAUGAAAGGGCCGAGUCCCUUCAAAAUCGAUUAAAAGGAAAGAGAAAUUAUCAAGCAUUUCAUUAA